Messenger RNA from Uloborus diversus, 2638 nucleotides. Its product is annotated as CCAAT/enhancer-binding protein zeta-like. Lineage: Eukaryota; Metazoa; Arthropoda; Arachnida; Araneae; Uloboridae. The transcript has 15 exons. The record is from RefSeq and is a predicted model, not a curated record. Bases 53 to 2596 code for a protein of 847 amino acids. Gene Ontology annotation, cellular component: nucleus.
UGAAGAAUGUUGCACGUUGUGUGUGUGAAACAGAAUAGUUUUUGUCUUUGAAAUGUCUCAAAAGUCCCAAAAAUUUGUUUCAAAACUAAGCAUUAAGUCGAAUACAAAGUGGUUCAAUCAACAACCCAAGAUCAAAAAUGUAGCAAAUGAAACUCAACCACCAGAAUUAGUUGCUGCAUUGAUUGCUGAAGCUAAGAAUGUGCUGGAAUCUGAAACAAAAUUAUAUCACAGAUUGCAAGAAAAUAGGCGAGACAAAGACUUUGCAUGGAUCAAACGAAUUCUUCAGUCUGGUACCUUGUCAGAUAAAAUUUCAGCUCACACAAUUUUAAUACAAGAUUGUCCAGUAUACAAUAUCAGUAGUGUUGAAGCACUGAUCAAUAUGGUUAACACAAAGGGGAAAAGAGAAUGCCUUAUGGCUAUGGAUGCAUUGCAAGACCUAUUUAUUGGUGAAGUUUUAGCUGAAGAUCGCAAAAUGAAAUUUUUUCAUCAGCAACCUUUUAAAGAGUUGGAUUCAGUUGCAAAAGAAUCUCCUGCUGUCCGGAAACUUAUACUUAUUUUGUGGGUUUUUGAAAAUGAAAUUAAAAAUUUGUACAGUAAAUUUGUGAAUAAUCUAAAAGCUGUAGGACAUGACACAGUUGAGAAAACUAAGCAAAAAGCAGUAACUGUUAUGUGCAAUUUAUUAAAAGAAAAUCCAGAGCAAGAACAGUUUCUUCUCGAACAAGUGGUAAAUAAAAUUGGAGAUCCAGUGGGGAAAAUUGGAUCUCAUGCUUGCUAUGUAUUAGGACAACUUUUAAUUCAGCAUCCUGACAUGAAAACAGUUGUCGUUCAAGAAGUGGAAAGAUUUAUUUUUAGAUCUAACUUGUCUGAAAAAGCAAAGUACUAUUCUCUCUGCUUCUUGAACCAGAUAAUUUUGAAUCAUGAAGAGUAUCAACUGGCAAAUCAUUUAAUCAUGAUUUAUUUCUCACAAUUCAAACUUUUUGUUAGAAAAGGUGAAGUUGAUACCAAGAUGAUGAGUGCUUUAUUAACAGGUGUAGCAAGAGCAUAUCCAUUUGCUAAGUUAAAGGAUAAUGUUAUCAUGAAUCAGUUGGAUGCUAUGUAUCGUCUUGUUCAUAUGGUUAGCUUCAAUACCAGCAUUCAAGCUAUGAUGCUAAUUUUUCAAGUUUUGGACUCGAAAGAUAAUCUAUCAGAUAGAUUUUACAAUGUACUGUAUCGAAAACUUCUGGAUCCUGCCAUUAGUGGCUCUUCUCGACAAGCAUCCCUUUUGAAUCUUGUUUAUCGUGCUCUGAAAAAAGAUGUAGCUGUAGUGAGGAUAAAAGCCUUUGUCAAAAGAAUAUUACAAAUUGCUUUGUAUCAAACACCAAAUCUUCAAUGUGCAUUCUUGGUUCUGAUCUCUGAGCUGUGCAAACUGCAUCCUGAUUUAUUAGAUACUAAAGCUUCGAUACUGGAUGACAGUGAUAGUGAGGAGCAUUAUGAAGAUGUACCUGAUGAAGAUGAAAAACCAGUGAUACAAAAUGAGCCAGCAGAUAUUAAACCUAAGACUGAAUCAUCAUGGGUUCAUAAGCAAAAGAAAAGAGGUCAACUGACAUAUGAUCUCAAUGGUCGAGAUGCCCUUCAUGCAGGUGCCGAACAUGCAAGUCCAUGGGAAUUAGUAUUUCUGAAAAACAGCUUUCAUCCAUCAGUUUCUUUGUUUGCUCAUCAGAUAUGCAAUUCAACUGAAAUUAAAUACAGUGGAGAUCCCCUUUUAGACUUCACUAUCACUCGCUUUUUGGACCGAUUUGUUUACCGAAAUCCAAAAAAGCCUUCAGAAAAUUUGAAACUCAGUGCUCAAACAAAAGUAUUUGGGAGUAGGAAAUUGAAAUCUAGUAAUAUGAAAAAAAUACCUAUUAAUGCAUCUGAAUAUUUGCAACAAAAAGCUGAAAAAAUCCCACCAGAAGAAGCAUUUAUUUAUGAAUAUUUGCAUAAUAAAGCAUCUCGUGCAACUAAGAAAAAUGAUUCUGAUAUUGAAAGUAUUUGCAGUGAAGAUUUCGAAAAGUUAUUAGAUGACAUGCAUCCUGAAGAUGACAACAAAUCACUCAAUUUUGCGAAAGAAUUGGGCUUGCACAAAGAGAAAAAAGGUACAAAAAGAAAAAUUGACAGUGGAUCCGAGAAUGAAUCUGAUAUAAACUCUUUAGAGAAUGAAGAUCUGGAGAUUGAUAGUGACUUGGACGAUGAAGUUGAUUUCAAUGAUGAAGAAAUGAAAGAAGCAUUUGGAGAUAUUGAUGAAGAUUUAGCUGAGGCAGAUUUCAAUCAUGGAUCUUUUGGUGGAAUGGAAGACAGUAUUAGAAAACCAUCUAAAAAGAAUAAAAAAGUUAAACAAUUGCCAGAUGAAAAACUCUUAGCAUCUGCUGAAGAAUUUUCUGCAUUGUUAGAAGACAAUGCUGGUGGUAAAGUAGAUACUGUCACUUCAAAUGCUUUCAUUAACAAGGAUAAAUCAGGUGCAAAACAACUUGCUUGGGAAAUGCAAAGAGACAGAUAUGUCAAAGGUCAUAAAUGGAACAAUAAGAAAAAAAAUUUUAGAAAGAAAAAUUUCAGAAAAAAUAUUAAAUCCAAAAGAUAGAAUUUUUAUACAUUGUAAAUAAAAUAUUAUUUUUUGUUUUUC